Messenger RNA from Knipowitschia caucasica, 5295 nucleotides. The record is from the annotation of a GenBank genome assembly. NCBI's taxonomy places the organism in Eukaryota, Metazoa, Chordata, Actinopteri, Gobiiformes, Gobiidae.
AUGUGGGACCCUCAUGUAGGCUCUGACCUGGACCUCACACUGGGACCUCAUGUAGGCUCUGACCUCACACUGGGACCUCAUGCUCUGGACCUCACACUGGGACCUCAUGUAGGCUCUGACCUCACACUGGGACCUCAUGUAGGCUCUGACCUCACACUGGGACCUCAUGUAGGCUCUGACCUCACACUGGGACCUCAUGCUCUGACCUCUGACCCCCUGACCUCUGCAGGAGAGGCAGCAGGAGAGUCAGGGAGCUGUGGUGGCAGGGCCUCCCCCGAGUGUGAGAGGCCGAGUGUGGAGCUGACCUCACACGGCACGAGCUCAAAACCAGGUACACGCUCUACAGCACAGGUACACGCCCUACAGCACAGGUACACGCCCUACAUCACAGGUACACGCCCUACAUCACAGGUACACGCCCUACAUCACAGGUACACGCCCUACAUCACAGGUACACGCCCUACAUCACAGGUACACGCCCUACAGCACAGGUACACGCCCUACAGCACAGGUACACGCCCUACAUCACAGGUACACGCCCUACAUCACAGGUACACGCCCUACAGCACAGGUACACGCCCUACAUCCCAGGUACACGCCCUACAUCACAGGUACACGCCCUACAUCACAGGUACACGCCCUACAUCACAGGUACACGCCCUACAGCACAGGUACACGCCCUACAGCACAGGUACAUGCCCUACAGCACAGGUACACGCCCUACAUCACAGGUACACGCCCUACAGCACAGGUACACGCCCUACAUCACAGGUACACGCCCUACAUCACAGGUACACGCCCUACAUCACAGGUACACGCCCUACAUCCCAGGUACACGCCCUACAUCACAGGUACACGCCCUACAUCACAGGUACACGCCCUACAUCACAGGUACACGCCCUACAGCACAGGUACACGCCCUACAUCACAGGUACACGCCCUACAGCACAGGUACACGCCCUACAGCACAGGUACACGCCUACAUCACAGGUACACGCCCUACAUCACAGGUACACGCCCUACAUCACAGGUACACGCCCUACAUCACAGGUACACGCCCUACAUCCCAGGUACACGCCCUACAUCCCAGGUACACGCCCUACAUCACAGGUACACGCCCUACAGCACAGGUACACGCCCUACAUCACAGGUACACGCCCUACAUCCCAGGUACACGCCCUACAGCACAGGUACACGCCCUACAUCACAGGUACACGCCCUACAUCACAGGUACACGCCCUACAUCACAGGUACACGCCCUACAUCCCAGGUACACGCCCUACAUCACAGGUACACGCCCUACAUCACAGGUACACGCCCUACAUCCCAGGUACACGCCCUACAUCCCAGGUACACGCCCUACAGCACAGGUACACGCCCUACAUCCCAGGUACACGCCCUACAGCACAGGUACACGCCCUACAUCCCAGGUACACGCCCUACAUCACAGGUACACGCCCUACAUCACAGGUACACGCCCUACAUCCCAGGUACACGCCCUACAUCACAGGUACACGUACACGCCCUACAUCACAGGUACACGCCCUACAUCCCAGGUACACGCCCUACAUCCCAGGUACACGCCCUACAUCACAGGUACACGCCCUACAUCACAGGUACACGCCCUACAUCCCAGGUACACGCCCUACAUCCCAGGUACACGCCCUACAGCACAGGUACACGCCCUACAGCACAGGUACACGCCCUACAUCACAGGUACACGCCCUACAUCCCAGGUACACGCCCUACAUCACAGGUACACGCCUACAUCACAGGUACACGCCCUACAGCACAGGUACACGCCCUACAGCACAGGUACACGCCCUACAGCACAGGUACACGCCCUACAGCACAGGUACACGCCCUACAUCACAGGUACACGCCCUACAUCACAGGUACACGCCCUACAUCACAGGUACACGCCCUACAUCACAGGUACACGCCCUACAGCACAGGUACACGCCCUACAGCACAGGUACACGCCCUACAGCACAGGUACACGCCCUACAGCACAGGUACACGCCCUACAGCACAGGUACACGCCUACACCAGGUACACCCUACAUCACAGGUACACGCCUACAUCACAGGUACACGCCCUACAGCACAGGUACACGCCCUACAUCACAGGUACACGCCCUACAGCACAGGUACACGCCCUACACACAGGUACACGCCCUACAUCACAGGUACACGCCCUACAUCACAGGUACACGCCCUACAUCACAGGUACACGCCUACACCAGGUACACGCCUACAUCACAGGUACACGCCUACAGCCAGGUACACGCCUACAUCCAGGUACACGCCCUACAGCACAGGUACACGCCCUACAUCACAGGUACACGCCCUACAUCACAGGUACACGCCCUACAUCACAGGUACACGCCCUACAUCCAGGUACACGCCCUACACACAGGUACACGCCCUACAGCACAGGUACACGCCCUACAGCACAGGUACACGCCCUACAGCACAGGUACACGCCCUACAGCACAGGUACACGCCCUACAUCACAGGUACACGCCCUACAUCACAGGUACACGCCCUACAUCACAGGUACACGCCCUACAUCACAGGUACACGCCUACACACAGGUACACGCCCUACAUCACAGGUACACGCCCUACAGCACAGGUACACGCCCUACAUCACAGGUACACGCCCUACAUCACAGGUACACGUCCUACAGCACAGGUACACGCCCUACAUCCAGGUACACGCCCUACAUCACAGGUACACGCCCUACAUCACAGGUACACGCCCUACAUCCAGGUACACGCCCUACAUCACAGGUACACGUCCUACAGCACAGGUACACGCCCUACAUCACAGGUACACGCCCUACAUCACAGGUACACGUCCUACACACAGGUACGCCCUACAUCACAGGUACACGCCCUACAUCACAGGUACACGCCCUACAUCACAGGUACACGCCCUACAGCACAGGUACACGCCCUACAUCCCAGGUACACGCCCUACAUCACAGGUACACGCCCUACAUCCAGGUACACGCCCUACACGCCCUACACCAGGUACACGCCCUACAGCACAGGUACACGCCCUACAUCCCAGGUACACGCCCUACAUCCAGGUACACGCCCUACCCAGGUACACGCCCUACAGUCACCAGGUACACGCCCUACAUCCCAGGUACACGCCCUACAUCCCAGGUACACGCCCUACAUCACAGGUACACGCCCUACAUCACAGGUACACGCCCUACAUCCAGGUACACGCCCUACAUCCCAGGUACACGCCCUACAGCACAGGUACACGCCCUACAUCCCAGGUACACGCCCUACAUCCCAGGUACACGCCCUACAUCACAGGUACACGCCCUACAGCACAGGUACACGCCCUACAUCACAGGUACACGCCCUACAUCACAGGUACACGCCCUACAUCCCAGGUACACGCCCUACAGCACAGGUACACGCCCUACAUCCCAGGUACACGCCCAAUAUCACAGGUACACGUCCUACAGCACAGGUACACGCCCUACAUCACAGGUACACGCCCUACAUCACAGGUAAACGUCCUUCAGCACAGGUACACGCCCUACAUCACAGGUACACGCCCUACAUCACAGGUACACGUCCUACAUCACAGGUACACGCCCUACAUCACAGGUACACGCCCUACAUCACAGGUACACGUCCUACAGCACAGGUACACGCCCUACAGCACAGGUACACGCCCUACAUCACAGGUACACGCCCUACAGCACAGGUACACGCCCUACAUCACAGGUACACGCCCUACAGCACAGGUACACGUCCUACAGCACAGGUACACGCCCUACAUCACAGGUACACGCCCUACAUCACAGGUACACGCCCUACAGCACAGGUACACGUCCUACAUCACAGGUACAAGCCCUACAUCACAGGUACACGCCCUACAUCACAGGUACACGCCCUACAUCACAGGUACACGUCCUACAGCACAGGUACACGCCCUACAUCACAGGUACACGCCCUACAUCACAGGUACACGUCCUACAGCACAGGUACACGCCCUACAUCACAGGUACACGCCCUACAUCACAGGUACACGUCCUACAGCACAGGUACACGCCCUACAUCACAGGUACACGCCCUACAUCACAGGUACACGUCCUACAUCACAGGUACACGCCCUACAUCACAGGUACACGCCCUACAUCACAGGUACACGUCCUACAGCACAGGUACACGCCCUACAUCCCAGGUACACGCCCUACAUCACAGGUACACGUCCUACAGCACAGGUACACGCCCUACAUCACAGGUACACGCCCUACAGCACAGGUACACGUCCUACAGCACAGGUACACGCCCUACAGCACAGGUACACGCCCUACAUCACAGGUACACGUCCUACAGCACAGGUACACGCCCUACAUCACAGGUACACGCCCUACAGCACAGGUACACGUCCUACAGCACAGGUACACGUCCUACAGCACAGGUACACGCCCUACAUCACAGAGCUGUACGAGAUCUUCCUGUCCAGAGCCAAGGAGAAGUGGAGGAGCUACAGCGAGACCAGCUCGGUCACCGACAGCGAGAGCGCAGAGGGCGCCUCGCUGGCAGAUAGAGAGUCCAGCCUGGACCUCAUCAAACUGGACAUCUCCAGAACAUUUCCCUCUCUCUUCAUCUUCCAGAAGGGCGGGCCGUACCAUGACCUCCUCCACAGUGUGCUGGGGGCCUACACCUGCUACAGACCUGACAUUGGCUACGUGCAGGGCAUGUCCUUCAUCGCUGCGGUCCUGAUCCUGAACCUGGAGGAGGCCGACGCCUUCAUCACCUUCGCUAACCUCCUGAACAAACCGUGUCAGAUGGCCUUCUUCAGGGUGGACCACGAGCUGAUGCUGAAGUACUUUGCAGCCUUUGAGGUUUUCUUUGAGGAGAACCUGCCUCGGCUUUUUAACCACUUCCAGAGCAACAGCCUCACACCGGACCUGUAUCUCAUCGACUGGAUCUUCACGCUGUACAGUAAGUCUCUGCCUCUGGACGUGGCGUGCCGGGUGUGGGACGUGUUUUGCCGGGACGGGGAGGAGAGUCUGUUCCGGACCGGGCUGGGCCUGCUGCGGCUGUACCAGGACGUCCUGCUGCAGAUGGACUUCAUCCACAUGGCUCAGUUCCUCACACGUCUGCCCGAAGACCUGCCCGCCCACACGCUCUUCCACGCCAUGGCCAACACGCACAUGCUGAGCCGCAGCCGCCGCUGGGCACAGGUUUUCUCUGCACUCAUGAAAGAAGGCGGCAAAGAGGCGGACCGCAACGGCAGCCCGGCGCUGAGGAGCUAA